This is a messenger RNA of Cinara cedri, 7443 nucleotides long. Lineage: Eukaryota; Metazoa; Arthropoda; Insecta; Hemiptera; Aphididae. The record is from the annotation of a GenBank genome assembly.
AUGGAUAAUAGAGAAAUUGCUAACAAGGUAAAACGAAAAUUACUCGAAUAAUUGUUAAAACUAAUCGAUAAUUAUUUACUUUUAUAUUCGAAAUUUAUUGUGUUUUUUUUUUUAUAAUCCAUUAUUCGAUUAUACCUAACUAGAUUAAUUUUCAAGCAAUUGCAAUGUUCUUGUUCAAAAGUUUUAAUAAGUUUUUAGACAUAGAUAUUGAACUCUAGCUAUUAAGUAAUUGGAAAAAAUUCCAGCAUUUUUAAGAUAUAUAUCUUAAUUCGUGAUUUAAAUCAUGGUUUAUAUUAUGUACAAAAUUAAAAUGUUAUGUUUGCAAUACAACAGAAAAAAAGAUUAAAUAGUAGUCUGUUAGAAGCCAAUUAUGCCAUAAUUUUAUUUUAGAUGAAAAUUAAUAAUCUAAGAGAAUGUAAGAAUAAUAUAUAUAUAUAUUGAUAAUAUACUAGUAUUGUCAUGUGAAAACGCAGGGAAUUGAAUAAAUGAUAAAACUUUAAACGGACGUUUCAUCCCUGUAAAAAAAUGAGUUUACGGACGUUCAGUCUGCAGCAAUUAUUAAGAUAGGUCGUUUGGUCCCUGGCAUAUUUUGAUUAUAGGGAAUUAGUUUUUCAAGUCUUUAAAUCAUUAUUAUUUAUUAAUUUUUUCAAACGUUUAUUAUUUCACUAGGUAACAAUAAAUUAAUACAUUUAUUUUUAAUGAAAAAUUUAAUUUAGAGAAAGAAGAAAUUAUUUUAAAAAUUAACUAAUAUUUAAAAUACCUAUACAAGCAUAAUGAUGAUGAUAUUUUAUACUAUUUAAAAAUAUAAAUCAUUUGACCUAAAAAUAAAUAGGUAUAUAAUUUUUUAUUUAUUUUGAUUUACUAUAAUAUUGUUCGGUGUCGACGGUGGUUUACCAAAAGCAAUAAGGCAUUCGAGAAUAUUCGCGAUUAUUUGGUACACCUAGCGGUAGGGAGGAGACGCCGCGCUGACGUGUCGUUAGUCGUUAUCAUUACCACCAGUCGCCAGUCGCCAGUCGUCAGUCGCUAGUUGCCACUCCUGUUGCUCACUUCUACUACGUUAAAUGCUUUCCGGAGCGUGUCGUUGUUCGUUUUAAUCGUCUGAACAAGUAAAAGAUUAGCGUCCAUAGGUACUUUUUUUUCGCAGUCUUAUAUGUCUGGCGUGUUUCCUUUUUUCUUUAAUAAAAUAGUAAUAACAUCUCAGCAGUGGUACGGCCCGAGGAAACGCAGGUAACGUGUUAAACGUCCGUCAUGUUUUUUCUUUCUUAACGGGCCAUCCGGGGACCAGAGCACGUGAGUCGGUGCAGCCAUUGUGGCACGAUAACUUUGGCGUUCAUUAUUCUGGCACGUUUCUAAGUUUUACUCCAUUUGCGGCGUAUUUACGGUUGGCUGACGGUGAGUUGAGUGGAAGGUGAAGUCGAAGCCCAAGGUCAGUGGUGCAGCUCAGCGGUCGUAAUGGAGGAUUAUCAGGUGUGACGCGUUUAAUAUCAUGGUAACACGCGGUAUAAAUGAUAAUUGUUAUCAGUGAUACGCGGCCUUUAUUGUAAUUCGAGUAUACAUUCAUAUCAUUUAUAGUUAUAUUAUUAUUAUUUUUUAUAGGCCGGUGUAGUCUUGUUUAUUAGUAAAAUUGUAAUUCGUAAAUUAGUAUUAAUACGUUAUUAGAUGAGCGCCUAUAGUUUGUUGUUUUUUUUGUGAAUAUUAUACAGUCUAUUUGUACUUUAUUGGUUUUAGUAUUAUCUUAGUCUCUACUGGGUUCUUGUAGUGUACUUAAUUUUAGUUGCAACAAUAAUUGUGAUUUAUUUAAAUUUUCACUAUUUGUAAUUGUAUUGUAUGAUUACAUAUUUGUAUUUGUAGAAUUGUCAUUUAAACAUUAAAUUUUUUAUUAGAAAUGAAUGUAUUUAUUUUUAUUGAAAUAAUGAACUUUUAAAUAAGUUAAUAAAUAUACUAAUAAUUUAAAAAAACCUUACCAUACCUUUUUCAUUGGAAUUGCAUUCAUAGUGAAGUAAUUUUAAAUAAUUGUAUUAUAAUUUUAACCAAAAAUCACAUUAAACAUUACAUAUAGUAUUAAAAUAUAGUGAAUAAUUGGUAUCCUAAUAAGUUAUGUUUUUUGCUUAUUAGAUAUGUUUAAUGUAAGUAUUUUGUUACGUAAUUAAAUAUUAGGAAAUCCUAAUAGUCUAGGUAGAAUAUUAGGAAAUUCCUGAUAAAGUUUAUUUAUUAUUAAAUAAUACAUAUUUUAUGUUAACUAUAAUUUACAAUAAUUGGAUAUUUUAAUUUUCUCUUUAUUUGAUCAAUAUUUUUAAAUAUAAAUUUUCAUAUGAUAAAAUAUUGUUUUAUAUUAGUUUGCUAUCAGACAUUAAUCAUACUUGCAUAUAAAUGAGCCUUGUCAAAGUAAUAAGAAUAAAAUAUUUUUUAGAUUUUGUCAUGCUUAACUUUAAAAAAUAAUUUUAGAUUGACACCAACAUAUUGGGGUUGCUUUCUCAAACAUUUAUUUUAAUACUAAUAAAAGUUAAACAUUUUUUAUUUUUAGGCCGAGAAUCGUGUUGUCCAAAAAUUUCCGGAACGAAUUGUCUAUUUAAAUGAAUUGCUAAAGAAACCAGAGUUCUGUAUCCCUGAAAUUGAUUUAAAGUGUAACUUAGAACUCUCUACAGUGUUAAAAUUGGGAAAAAAUAUAAACAAGUGAGUUAACUAAAGUUUAGAUACCUGUAGAGUAUACAUAUUAUAUUACUGAUUUUAGCAAGUAAAAAGUUUUUAAGAUUUUGGGCCGGUUUUAUACGUAUUUAAUAAUAAGAAAAUAAAACCCGUAUUUCUAACUUCAGUCAAAACCGUUUUCAAUCAUUAUGUGCGGGUUAUACUAACCGACCAUUAUUGGCUGGUUAUCGAAAUGUAACUGAACAUUAAAGCAAUUAAUUGUCUGUUUUUGAUAUAUUUUUUUUCUGAUUAUAGUGUACUUUGCUUUUUUUUUUUUUAUCAAAAAUAAUGAUAUAUUAAUGUUGAAGAAAAAAUAUUUGAAAUUGCCUCUCAAAGAUUAUCUAGAUAUUGCGAAAGUAUUGCAUAUGUAUUUAUUAUUUAUUAAAGUAUCUAUUUAAACUUCGGCCCACUAGAGAAGCAAAUCGUUUUGUGCAUACAACUAACAGUAUUGAACAUCAUUACUCAAAUAUUCUGGGCGAUGUAUUGUGUUGUUGACUGUGUUUUUGUUAACACAUGAGUUCCUUCUCUCAUGUUAUGAGUUACUAUCAGCAUUAAGAUAGAUGUUAUGAAUAUUAUGAAAAUACUUCAACUGAAAAUGAAGCAGAAAAUAUUUUUGUGCAAUUUGCCUUAUGUAUAGCUUUUCCUAGUUUUCUAGGUCUGCAGAACUUACUCAUGAACAUCUUGACCAUUUUCGAGUAUGGAGAGAUGGUUAAUUUUUGCAGAGAUUUACUUAAAAAAAGAUACAGUGAAGUUUAUCCUUAAUGUCAUAAUAAAUUAAUUAGCUCUUCUUAUUUGCCUACACUAAAAUGUUUACUCUUGAUUUAUUAUUAUAUUUCAUAAUACAUUUUAAAAAUAGAAUAUGUACCAUAUAUGAACAAAAUCUCAGAACAAUAAUUUUAUUAUUAAUUAAAACAGUGGGUUACUGACAUUAAUACAGAUCUAUUAUUAUAAUACUGGUCCAGACAUUUACUAAGUUUUUGUUGUAGUGUGAAUACUAAAAUUGAGUUAAAGUAAUAAAUAAAUUUAAACAAUUGAUUUAUUACAGUUGUGAUGGAAAAAAUCGUAGUGAAAGUUUUGAUUCAAAGUCAUAUGAUGCAACUCCAGAAAAACCACUCAUACCAACUAAUAAGAAUGUUAUUAAAGCUUUCGAAAUUAUUAAACCCAAUGUUCAACAGUUAAUUGAAGACACUAAUGCUGUAAGUAGAAUAUUUUUAUAUUAUACAGGUUGGGCCUGAGAAAUUAAUAAAUUUGAAAUAACUUAACAAACAUUUAAACAUUUUUUUUCAAUAUUUAUUGUAAUAUUUGUUAUUUAUUGUUAAUACAUAAUAUGUCAUUUAAGGUUCAUAACACUAAAAUAUCAAGUUGAAAAAUAAUAUCUGUAGGAAGGUGUCCGGUCUUUUGUAUGCAUUCCUAGAAUCUUGUGUGGAGGUUUUUAUGACUCUGUGAUAUCUCCAUGGGAAUUAAAGCCAUUUCUUCUUGGAUUCUUGUCUUCAACUGAAGAAGUGUUGGAUGAUUGCUAUACACUUUGCUUUUAAGAUGGCCCCACAGGUGACACAAUUCCAGGAAUGUAUAAGAGGCCCAGAUAAUGUUUUCCAAACUUGAUAUUGUAGUGUUUUGAACCUUAAAUGGCAUAUUAUAACCAAUAAAUAUUGAAAAAACAAUUUUUAAACAUCAUGAGUGAGUUAUUUUAAAUUUUUCCCUUUCUCGGAACCACUCUGUAAAAUCCAAUUUGUUAUUUAUAUUAAAUAUCUUUUUUAGCUGAAAAUGUGGGUAUCCUUAUUAAUUCCAAAAAUCGAGGAUGGUAACAAUUUUGGAGUAUCUGUUCAAGAAGAUACUCUUGCUCAAAUACAACAUGUUGAAGGCGAAGCUACCAGUUUUCUUGAACAAGAAUCUCAUUAUUAUGUAGUCCGUGCAAAAUUAGUCACCAAGGUUUGUACUUAACAAAAUAUUUUAAUAGAAGUAAUAAAGGUUUAAUAAAUAAUAAUUAUUAAUGCUAUGUGUGUGUCAUAUACAAAUGACUAGUUCUCUAUACAAAUAAUCAUUUCAUAUAUUUAACUAUAAUUAUAUCAAAAAACAAAUUUUUUUCUGAGCGAAGUUUUUUAUUCAUAUAAUAUUGUUGAGAUUUUGGUAAAAAUUAAAUCUUAAAACAAUUAUAAAAAAAAUCACCAAAAUGUUUAGAAAAUUUUCCACAUCUAGAAAAGGUUAAUACAGGAUAUUUUUUUUAUCCUAAACCAGUAAUUUUCUUAGAGUUGCCAAUAUAUCAUUUAGAAAUAGAUAUGCAAUUUAUUACCCUUCUCUACUCCUUCAGUCUAAACAUUAAACAGUUAGAUUGACUUAUAAACUGUAAAUCUGAUAUAAAUUUUAUGCAUAUCAAAAUUUCUAUUAAAAUAUUAUCUAUUUGAAUGUAUGUUCAAAAAGGGAGUUUUUAUAUACUUAUUCGAUAUAUGGAAUAAGGGUAAAAAAUUAAAAAUGAUUUUAAAAUAGUUUUUAACAAUUUCAUAUUGAACAAUAAAUUUCACUUAAAAUCCUAUGAGAAAAUUUUUGUUCAAGAUAAAAAAAAAAAAAAAGAAAUGCUUCUAUAUAGUAUAUAAGUAAUUCUGUAUAUUCUGUGUAAAUUUUAGGUCUCUAUAAUAAUUUUUAACUGAUUCACAACAAAAUAACCAAUUCAAAAAUAACAAAACCAUUUAUGCCUUAAACUUUCCUUUAUUUCUUAUGUUUUCUUUUUGAUUUUCCAAGAAAAAUGAUUGGAAAAUCAAAAUAUUACCUUCUUAGUCACCAACUAGAUCAGAAAUUCAAUAAAAUAAAAAAAAUAAAAGCUUUCUUGUAGUUUCAAUUGAGGCAAGUUUUUGUGUAGAAAACAACAAAUUAUUAAUAAAUGAUAUUUUUAAAUAUUAUACAAUUUUGAAUUUGAAUUAUUGAAAAAAAUAAUUAUUAUAAAUUUAAUUUGCAAUAAUAUAUAUAUAUAUAUAUAUAUUAAAACAUAAUCUAGCAAUGCAGCGUAGAGCUAAGUAAAAAGAAAAAGAGCUUGAGCAUUGACCAUAGUAUAUUACAUGAGAUGGCCAACUCUUAUUUAACCUAUGUAAUUUUGCGACAUAUGGUCCAAUCUCUCUGAAGCCUAAACUAGUAGACUGAUUGUUCUGAAAUUUACACAGGUUGAUCAGUAUUUUUAGUAGAUGAUAUUUUUAUAAAUUUCAAGUUGAUUGGAUAAUUACAGCUUGAGUAAUAUGCUAAAGUAUUAUCAUAGUUUUUAUUCAAACUGCUAUUUUUUCAACAAUUCAACUAUGUAUAUUUUGUACGUAUUGUUACCACCUGUUUUAAAUGAAUAAAAAACAAUUUUGGUUAUUUAUUUCAUCACUGAAUUACUAUAGUAUCAAUUUCUGGGAAAAUUCAUACUAAGCUAUGUUUAUAGCUAUACCUUCAUCAAAUAUUCAUUUACUUAAUCCAUAAAACAACAGAUAUUUUGUUCCAUAAUUUUUCACUCAAUAAAAAAAAACCAUAAAAAAAACCGGUUAACUAUAUCCAAAAUUUUAAUAAAAAAAUGAGUGAUAUCCUAACAAAAACCCUAUCAACUACAUGUAAAAUCCUCCUUAAUAAAAAAAACAAAACUCCAAUAAGAAAAGUUGUAAUAUCUAAGUAAUUUCUUAAAUUCAUUAGAAUAGAAAUUGUUUAUAAUUUUAUUUGAUGAAGUGCGAUUUAUUUGAAUUAUUUAUGUGAAUUUAUUUUAGCUAUGCUGCUAAAACAAUUUCUAUACUAAUGAAUUUAAGAAAUUACUUGCUACUUUUUGAUAUUACUACUUUUCUAACUUGAGUUUUGUUUUUUUCUUAGGGAGGUUUUUACAUGUAGUUGACAGGGUUUUUGUUGGGUACUUAUAUUCAAAAUAAAUGCUAUGAAAUAAAACAUAUAAAUAAGAUAAUUAAAAUGUUUAUAAAACUGAUUGAAUUUUCAACUCUAUAAAGUGUUUGUAUAAGUACAUUAUUUGUCUUUAAUUGUCUAUUAUAUCUUAAUAGCUUAUUGUUUCAUUAUGUUCAAUUUUGAGUGUAGUAUCAUAGUUUUACUUUGGUAUGUGUGUAUAAAUACUGAUAUUAUUUAUUAUGUAUGCUUUAUUAGCUAAAUUAGAUUCACUUAAUUCUUCUAAUGAAUCCCAGAAAUCUAUACUCUUUGUAUGUAAUUAAUGUGUAAACUCAGAGAUUAAUAGGGUAGGAAUUAGACAUAGAAUGAAAUAUUAUUAAUAUUGAGUGCAGAGCCAAGUGUUUCACCCCACUUGAAAAAUCUAUAAACUUUAAUUGUUUAGUGCACACAAUACUACUAGAUAUUUUUGUAAUAAAAAUGUCCAGUUAUUUAAUUUGAGUUCUAUUAUAGAUUAGCCAAUUGUAUUUAAAAAAAAAAAAAAUGUUAUAAUUUUUAAACUUUUGUUCAUGUUUUAGAUUCUGAAAAACCCUUAUAUUGAAGAUUAUAGACGAGCUAUUAACGAAUUGGACGAAAGAACUUAUUUAAACAUGGCCCUUACCGUGCGUGAAAUACGUAAUCAUUAUUCUACAAUGCAUGACAUAGUGAUCAAGAACUUUGACAAAAUAAAAAAACCUCGGUCUUAUAACACCGAUAGCUUUUACUAAAAUUACAAGAAUUAUGCAUCUUUUUUUUAGAUUUUUACUUUUAUCAUUCCUUUUAAAUUAUUUGAAGUAUUUUUUUUUAUUAGUAAGUCUAAAUUUUAUAUAUAGUUUAGAUCAACUUAUAUUAUAGUCAUAACAAAAAACAAAC